AUGUCACCAGAUCCCGAUAUCAAGCAUGAUGAAAAGGGUCAUCGCCCGGAGUCAGACGAGGAACGGGGCGUUUCAGAAAACGAGAUCGAAGUACCCAAUGCCGGCAUCGUCGGCUGGGAGAGCCAAGACGACCCAGCAAUGCCCCUGAACUUCACUUCGGCCCGCAAAUGGGUGAUAGUCUCGUCUCUCACCCUCAUCACGUUCAUGUCACUACUAUCGUCCAGUAUGCUAGCACCUGCCAUUGCUGAUAUCAACGCCGAGUUCCACAACGUUAACAUCACCAAAGGCGCGUUCCCUGUACACGGUCGAGCGCCCGUCUUGACCGCUGCGAAUAUCUUCCUCUGUCUGUGGCACAUCGGCUGCGCUCUGGCUCCAAGCCUCGAUGUUCUCGUCGCCUUUCAUUUUCUUUCGGGGGUAGACGGGAGCGGCUGUUUGACGCUGAGAGGGGCUGUGAUAGGUGACCUCUUCCCUGUGGUCGAGCGCGGCAAAGCUCUCUCGCUAUGGACCUUGGGACCGUUGAUCGGCCCGACCUUAGGGCCUCUCCUCGGGGCAUUCUUCACGGCGUCGUUCGGAUGGCGGUGGGCCCCCUGGAUCGUAUUCAUUCCCUCAGUAAUUGUUACAUUAGUGCUCGCGAUAUUCCUCCCGGAAACUAACCACAAGGUUCUCGUCGGCCACAAAGUCAAGCGCGUGAGCAAGGAACUCGAUCGGAACGACCUAGUUAGCUGCUACGAGAAAUUCGACUCGGCCCAACUAUCCCAGACCGCUAUACUGAAGACCGGAUUCUCGCGCCCCCUGAAGAUGCUCGCCUUCGCGCCCAUUCUCUCCGUACUGUCUAUCUACAAGUCGUUCAUAUACGGAACCAUGUACUUGAUGUAUAACUCGAUCUCGCCCACGUUCGAAGACCAUUACGGCUUCUCGACCGGUAUCACCGGUGUCGUCUACCUGUCCAUGGGCCUCGGAUACAUGGUGGGUCUCUACAGCUUCUCGGUGUUAUUCGACAAGACGGCCAUCCGACUGACCAAGGCCAAUAACGGCGUCUACGAGCCGGAAAUCGCGCCUCAACCUAAUCGUCUACUACGCCUGCAUAUGGCCGAUCACCUUCUUUUGGUCCAUUGGAUCGUGCCCAUCAUAGCGCUCUUUCCCCUCGGCCUGGGCAUCAUCGGCGUGUUUCUGCCCACGCAGGCCUACAUCAUCGACGCCUACCCCACGUACUUGGCGUCGGGACUCGCAGCCUUCACGGUGCUGCGCAGCGUUACUGCUGCUUUUCUGCCAUUGGCAGGGCCGUCAUUAUUCUCGUCCCUGGGACUGGGCUGGGGAAACUCGGUGCUUGGGUUUAUUGCCAUCGCUUUUAUCCCGGUCCCGAUACUUGUGUAUAGAUUCGGUACAGGGCUGAGGAAGAGGUACCCACUGGAAUUAUGA
Messenger RNA from Anthostomella pinea, 1419 nucleotides. The record is from the annotation of a GenBank genome assembly. Lineage: Eukaryota; Fungi; Ascomycota; Sordariomycetes; Xylariales; Xylariaceae.